Erpetoichthys calabaricus (reedfish) is the source of this 1655-nucleotide messenger RNA. It is a transcript of the gene stk17a, whose product is annotated as serine/threonine kinase 17a. Bases 259 to 1404 code for a protein of 381 amino acids. The record is from RefSeq and is a predicted model, not a curated record. Gene Ontology annotation, molecular function: protein serine/threonine kinase activity; ATP binding. Gene Ontology annotation, biological process: positive regulation of apoptotic process; protein phosphorylation; intracellular signal transduction. Gene Ontology annotation, cellular component: nucleus. The transcript has 7 exons. Lineage: Eukaryota; Metazoa; Chordata; Cladistia; Polypteriformes; Polypteridae.
UUGAACGAGAUGCCGCUGUUCAGUCUGGGAGUCGAAGCAGAUGGAUGAGGUUGGUAGUAUUUGGAAGCGUUAAAUUAAACGAUACAUCGCACUCAAAAGCGCAACGAGAAAGGACUCUUAUAUUACUAUAGUUCUCAAUGAAGAAAAACGCUGUUGGUACAGUUAGGGAAAGUAGGGUUGGAGUUGCAGAAUUCCUCAGCUGCUUCUAGUUUGAAAGAAGUUUUGCUUCGAGUUGUCUUGUGGAAGUGAAGCGGCGCGAUGAUGCCGGUUGGGGUAGGUUCUUGCAGCCAGGGGAGAAGCGGCUUGUUAACCGACAUCCAGACCCCCAUCAUGACAGAACCAUUCGGUAACAGCUACAGUUUGCUCCCAGGGAAAGAACUCGGCAGGGGAAAGUUUGCUGUGGUUAAAAAGUGUGUUAAAAAGAGCACUGGAAAAGAAUAUGCUGCUAAGUUCAUGAGAAAGAGAAGAAAAGGGCAAGACUGCCGCCUGGAGAUUAUCCAUGAAAUUGCUGUUAUAGAAUUGGCCACUUCGAACUGUUGGGUGAUUGAUAUCCAUGAAGUUUAUGAGACAUCAUCUGAAAUGAUCCUGGUACUUGAAUAUGCUGCAGGUGGUGAAAUUUUUAACCAGUGUAUAGCUGAUCGAGAUGAGGCCUUUACAGAGAAAGAUGUCAAACGGCUGAUGAAACAGAUAUUACAAGGAGUUUCAUUUUUGCACAAAAAGGGUGUGGUUCACCUUGAUUUGAAACCCCAGAACAUUUUGCUAACUAGCGAAUCUCCCAUUGGAGAUAUCAAGAUAGUUGACUUUGGACUUUCUAGAAUUGUCAGCAGCAAUGAGGAACUGAGAGAAAUUAUGGGAACACCAGAGUAUGUUGCACCUGAAAUUCUUAAUUAUGAACCAAUCAGCACAGCUACUGACAUGUGGAGUAUAGGUGUACUGGCCUAUGUUAUGCUCACUGGAACUUCCCCUUUUCUGGGAGAUGACAAACAAGAAACCUUUCUUAAUAUUUCUCAGAUAAAUGUGAGCUACAAUGAAGAGGAAUUUGAACGGAUAUCUAAAUCAGCAGUUGACUUCAUAAAAUCCCUUCUGGUUAAAGAACCACAUAAAAGAGCCACAGCAGAAGAAUGCCUGUGUCAUAUUUGGCUGCAGGAAGAUCCAGAGGAGGAAGUAGAAUCUGAAUGCCUCACUCUCACUAGUAGCAGUCCAGACAUGUCUACGUUAAAGGAGCCAGAGAAACCAAGUCAGAUGACAGAGGAGCUCAUUGUUAUGGCAGCAUACACACUUGGACAGUGCAGACAGUCAGAGAAGGAUAACAUUACUUCUGAUAAGAAGGCCAUCUCCAAGAGGUUCAAGUUUGAAGAACCGUUCAGUUCGCUGCAAGAGAUUCCUGGGGAAUUUAUAUACUGAAACACCUUUGUUUUGGGGCUUUAUAUAAGCACUGGCCUCAGAUCUAAACACAAAGACUUUUCAGCCAAACCAUUGUUCCUUUUGUGCUGGUUAAAUUUAUUCUGAGUAAAAUACUAAAUGUAUUAUUAGCCUUACUUGUAAGAUAAAUAUUAUUGUCUGUGCCAUGCUUGGAAUUCAAAUAUAUGAUGGGGUAUUUGACCGUUAAUUAUAAUACUGUAUGUGUAAUGUAAUGAGUGAUACAGAGAAAAACA